This is a messenger RNA of Dracunculus medinensis (Guinea worm), 552 nucleotides long. The record is from the annotation of a GenBank genome assembly. Lineage: Eukaryota; Metazoa; Nematoda; Chromadorea; Rhabditida; Dracunculidae.
AUGGAUGAAAGUGAUUCGAAUUUUAAUGGAACUGCACCACCUCAACAUCUUCUUAGUGAUUAUAUCGAAAUGGCUUAUCUAAUAAUUGUUAUUAUUCUUGGAACUCCGUUAAAUAUCUAUAUUCUCAUAAAAUUAUUUAAAAAAUUGCAAAAAUCGGGUAGCGAUGCAAUUAAGAUUGGAUUCUUAAUCCUUAAAAUAAAUUUGAAUAUAUCUGAUCUUUUGAUAUUAUUGCUAUUGGCAUUUGGAAAAUUAUGUUGGUUAGCAACUUAUGAAUGGAAAGCGAAUGAGCUUGCAUGUAAAAUCUUUAACUUUUUGUCAAUGUUAACCCUAUAUAUUAGUUCAAAUAUUGUAGUAUGUAUUGCUUUGGAUCGUUUUCGAAAUGUUCUUAGUGCAUCAAAAAUACGACGAAAAUCGAAUUUUGUACGAAUUAUCGUGACCGUGUCGUGGAUUUUAGCACUUUUAUGGAGUAUACCACAGCUUUACGUAUGGGAAACAGUUAACGUAUAUCCUGAAUGGCCAGGUGGUUGGAUACAAUGCUCAGAUAUUUGUUGA